Molecule: messenger RNA, 3718 nt
Organism: Trichogramma pretiosum
Lineage: Eukaryota; Metazoa; Arthropoda; Insecta; Hymenoptera; Trichogrammatidae
Product: zinc finger protein 184-like
Exons: 2
Coding region: 338-1639 (433 amino acids)
Biological process (GO): regulation of transcription by RNA polymerase II
Molecular function (GO): RNA polymerase II cis-regulatory region sequence-specific DNA binding; DNA-binding transcription factor activity
Source: RefSeq, a predicted model, not a curated record
UGCUCUCAGUGCGGCUCUCUCUCUCUUCUUUCUCUCUCUCUCUCUCUCUCUCUGCCCCGUAUAGUCGUAGUAGUAGCAUAAAACGUAGUCCCCUUCCAAUGUCGAAAAAAUAUGAGGAUUAAAUUUGGGAAGGAAGUGUACGGUUUGUUCUGCUUUGAUCGUUCGAAUUUCUCACGAAGGUCAUUCGAAUCUCUGUGUGUAAGAGCGAACUGCAGUGGGUCGUGGAAAAAAAUACACUUGCCAGUUGCUUCUGGCUGCUUGGUAGAUAAAAAACCAAGAGAGGCGCGAGACGAACGAGCGAGGCACACGAGCGCGUGAAAAAAUUCCUUCGGCAAGCAUGUUAAAUAUCGUCGGCACCGAGUCGUUUCUCCAAAAUUCCGCCAACAACAUAAACAACAACCACAACAACAACAAUAAUUUUUUCAUCGACGGCGGCGGUGGCUGCAACGACGACGAGGAAGAAUGGAGAUUGAUAUCCUCGCUGAUAGACAAGUGCGCCGACGAUCCGAUUUUGGCUGAUCACUUCGAAGAGAUAGCCAACGUUAUCGCUGACAACUGCAUCACGGAUUUUUCACACGUGACCAACAGCUCGGAAGACGACGACGACGAUGCGGUAGCCGAUAUACUUUUCGAUCUAAUAAGCAACGACGACAAUGAUUGCAGCAGUAGCAGCGUCGACACGACUGCGUCAUCGACGGGUUUCAACAGCGGCUCGGAAAAAUUGCCGUCCAACGACACAAUUGCGCCAGUUCCGAUCGACUUGGAGCACGAUCUGUCGUACCAAGUCGACUGCAGCGACGGCCAGGAAAUUCCCGACGAUGCCGUCGUCGUCGACAGCGGCAACGGCAACGGCACAACCGCCAACCACAACUGCACCGAGUGCAAAAAAAAGUUCAAGAAAAAGGCCUACUUACGGCAGCACUUCAUCAACGUGCACCUGAAGCUCAAGCUGUUUCAGUGCAGCGUCUGCGACAUGACGUUCGGCUACGAGAACGUCCUGAAAAAGCACGAGGAGACGGUGCACAGCGGCCUGCAGAGGCACAGCUGUCAAGUCUGCGGCCGGAAAUUCGGCAAGAGCGCCAAUCUCAAGCGUCAUCUCAUCAACGUGCAUCUCGAGCUCAAGUCGUUUCGCUGCGAGACCUGCAACGCGAGAUUCACGCAAAAAGUCGCGCUUCGACGACACCAAUUGACGCAGCACCAUCGCAACAGCGCCAACCAAAACAGCAACGAAAACAACUCGGACAGCAGCAGCAGCGGUCCGAUAUGCGACCAAUGCGGCAAGACGUUCGGCUCGAACUACCACUUGAGCAGGCACAAGACGACGGUGCACGCCGGCAUCCGAGCUUUCGGCUGCGAACAGUGCAAAAAGAGCUUCGCCCAGAAGGAGGACCUGAUCAAGCAUCGGGCGCGGCUGCACAGCGACGAGAAGCGCUACCGGUGCGAUCUGUGCUGCUCGUCGAGCGGCGACGCAGACGCGGACGCGGACGCAGCUUGCAGAUUCGCCACCAAGGACGAUCUGACGAGGCAUCGCAGGAGCGUCCACGAGAAAGCCAAAUUUUUUAACUGUGAUUCGUGCGAUAAGGCCUUCGGCAGGAGAUACUAUUUGCUCAGGCACAAGGCCAAGGUGCAUCAGAGUUGAGAUAGAUAUUUAUCGACUAUCGUAAUUUUCUAGAUUAUAUUAUUAUCCGCGCGCUAUAGUAAAAUCGCUAUUUAAUAUAUCCUCGGAUGUGGACACUCAGCUCAAAAAUAUGCGCUUGAUGUAUUCAUUAGAAACUGGUGCUUGUCGUAAAAAUUAUUACUUAUAGACUGGUUUGUAUUAGGGUCUCUUCGAUGAUUUUGCGAGGAAAAAAAAUUAUUUUAACGUGUACGUGCAUUUAUUUUAUUAUAAAUGACUCAAAAGGGCAUUGAAAAUCGUUAUUAAAAAUAUCUAUACGAUUAAAACUCAUUUGCAUUUUUUAUUGCCAGCAAUAUUCAUAUUCUCGAUGUUGUAAUAGUUGUCAAUCGGAAACGUAGAACCUUGUCCGAUCCUUACACGUUCUAGUCUUUAAUGAAUGUAAAGUCACAUUCUAAACACGGUGGUGGUAAAAUUGUGCAACACAGCUGUAUUAUUAGUUUGAAAAUGAUUCUUUUUUCUUUUUCAAUUUUAAUUUCGACGUCGAGUCGCAAAUUGUUUACUAUGCAAACAUUCGACUGUAUACGCGUGACCCAUGUACCUUUUUCGACAAUGCGAUUUUACAUACGCGCGCCUCGAGAGUCGUAUUAAAGUGAGUCCUACAUUUUAUGCAAAUUACGUAAUCAUCCUGUUCGGCUCUAAGCGUCCGCGCGCGCACGGCAGAAAAAUGAAUGGCACAUUCGCAUAUGGGAUUUUACGACUGUGUAUGUGUUGGUGCAUGUGAGAGGCAAGCAAACGCCGCGUAUAUGAAUAAUGCGAAUCCAUAUAAGUCAUUACGUAGAAAAAGAUCGUCUCUAGUAAGGCACUUUCACCGAAUUUUCGAGGCACAGCAUCGAUCCGCCAUGGUUCUAAAUCUUCGAAGUGAAAUAGUAGUUUUCCUCCAAUUAAAAUCAAAAGCUAUCUUUUACACGUAAAAGCUGUGAAAAAUAAUGAAAAUAUUACAUUAAAAAAAAAAGUUUCACAUCGAAAUGUGUAUUUGAUGUAAAAUAUUUAUCUGACAAUUCUAUCUUAUUUGACAAGGUAACAGAGUUCCGUGAAAUUUGUAUUCCAUUUAAAUAUCUAUCUCGUGCGCUUGCCCCGAGCGUAUGUCUAUCAAAUCGGAAUUUCGCAAAAAAAAAAAUGAUAAGAGUUCGUCGCAGAAAGGAACAUACGCGUGUGUCAUUAACACUUAGAUCUCGCCCAGCAUUCAUAUUAUUACGCACACGUGCGCACGAAAUGAUUUUUGAAGAUCUUCGUCUUUAAAUAACGGUACAUUCGAAGUCUGGCAAACUUACGGUCUGACGGGCUAACAUUUAAUGUAUCCGCUCCCCACAAUGGCGCUGAUUUGAGAGGUCCGUGAUACUGUUGCCAGAGGUUUAUUUAGUGUCAAAUGUCAAUAGUUUGAUAUAAAACAACCCGUUUGAAAUGUUUACAUAUCAAUUAAUAAUUUGGAACAAGUAAUUAGGUUCAAAUUUUCUAUUACAUUGUUCUUGAUUUGUUAACAAUUUUUUAAAUUUCAAAGUUUAAUUUUUAAGUGGACCAAUAUUACUGUAUUAUUAAUUAUGUCUGAAAAUGAAGUUGAUAAUAAUUCUGUAAAUUCAUAUGAACUAACACCUAGUAGAGACAUUUAUUAAGUUCUUUAAUUUAUUACAGAUAAUUAAAUGGGAAAAAGAAUUGAUUGGGUAGAUGCUAAAAUCAAUGUAUUAAAAUCAUGUAUAUAAUACACGCAUAUAUGAACUAAGUUAUAAAAGUUGCUUAUCUGUGUCCAAAAAAAUAUCUAAGUAUCAAUUUAAAAUAAUGAAAAGCAACAUAUACAAUCUUCAAUUAUUUACUAUUUAGUAUUUUCCAUCAUUUUUGUCAAUCAAUAAAAUACUAGUUUUAAUAGAAAACAUUCAAUCAUAAUAUGGCAUCACCAAGUCAAGUCUCCUACAUAUCUAAAAUGAUCAGAUAUUAAGAGUUUCAUUCUUUUACAAAAACACUAUUCAAACUUUACAAUGUAAGAAAUUAUUAAUAAAAAAUAAGUAUAAUUAGAACUGAAGCAUAAUUAAAUAAAAUAAAAAAGUAAAA